Messenger RNA from Eufriesea mexicana, 2178 nucleotides. RefSeq lists its product as uncharacterized. Gene Ontology annotation, molecular function: chromatin binding. The transcript has 8 exons. NCBI's taxonomy places the organism in Eukaryota, Metazoa, Arthropoda, Insecta, Hymenoptera, Apidae. Gene Ontology annotation, biological process: meiotic chromosome condensation; mitotic sister chromatid separation. The record is from RefSeq and is a predicted model, not a curated record. Gene Ontology annotation, cellular component: condensin complex; nucleus. The coding region runs from base 1 to 2178 and encodes 725 amino acids.
AUGGUUACAUUACAAGAUAUUAGUAUACAGCUUAUGAAACCAGCAAAAGAUCUUGCUGAUUGGAAAUUUCCAUUAUCGCAGAUUUUAGAAGAAUAUUAUGCUUUACUAGAAGAACCAUGUAAUAUUAAUUUUGGAGAAGCAGCACUUGUUCUUCAAAAUUCAACUAAUGUAUAUGUACGAAGAAUUGAUCGUUUACUUAAUGAGACAGAAAUUUUAAAACAAACCUUUUUUGGCUAUGAGGAAGAAGAAAUUAAAAAAUCUACGAGUAAAGAAAAAAAAAUGCUCAGAAAGGCUUAUAUUGAUUUUGAAAAUUUUGUAAUUAUUGAUUUAGAAAAAGAUGUUGGGAAACAUAUUGAUAAAAAGAAUCAAUUCCAAACACAGAAGAAAGUUAAAUUAUUAAGUCAUCGAUUUACACAACUGGAAAACUGUGUAACUCAAUUAUGCAUUCCUAUUCAUAUAUAUGAUAUUUUCGGAGAAGUCAUUGGAAAAAAAUAUGAUUUUCGGUGUAAUCAAACUUUAAAUACAAGUGGAAUGUUGGUAGAUGAAUUAAUACCAUAUGAUUUUACACGUAUUCUUACUCCUUCUACUCCAAAAGGAAGAAAUUCACUGUCAUCAUAUUCAGAACCAAAAACUCCUGGUACUGGAACUUCAGGAUAUCAUUCGAUUACUUCACCAAAUGAUAAUGAGUUUAUUACACUUAUUCAUGAUGAGUUUGAGGAUGAACAAAACUCUUCAUUAAUAGAAAAUGACUCUUCAUUAAUAGAAAAUGAUUCACAAAAUGAUUCAACAAAUGAAUUACAAGUUAUAGAAGAGGAAAAUAUGAUAAACAAUAAUCAUGAUAGUUUAUUUGGUAGCAACAGUAAUUUAAAACAAACUAAUACUGAAGAGAAUGUACUAGAAAAGUAUCAUAAUCAACAAAAUAUAGUGCAAAGUAUUAGUGACCAAAAUUGUUUAAUUCAGAAUUUGCAAGAAAUGAAUCAAAUUAGGGAGGGAUGCAAAAUUGGAGAUACAGUACAAAUAGAUCUGAUAAAAGAGAGUAAUCAAAAUAAUAUUAAGAAUAUAGUACAACUUGGAAAUAGUAAUCAAGUGAAAUUUAAUAAGCAGAUAGAUGAUAUUUGUAAAGAGAAUGAAAUUUUUCAAUUGAGUGAGUCUAAUGACAUACGAUGGAAGGAAGGAUUACUUAAUAUGCGUAAAAGAAGGAAUCGAACAACAAAGAUGUCAAUAUGUUCUGUAGAUGACAUAAAUGAAUAUGAUUGGAAACCAAUGCCACUUCUUCAAGAAAUAAAACAUGCUUUGUCUAAUAAUCCAUCUAUUUUGAAUCUUCCAGAUUAUAUUUCCUUUCUGGAGACAAAAUUUGGUUCUAAAAAGCGUAAGUUUAUAUCAAAAUUGAAAAAACCAGAGUGUUUAGCAAAAUUUGUUUUACGUGAAGCUGAAUUAUUCACAAAGAAAAAUACGGUUUUACAAACAAAACUGAAAUUCAGACAUUUACAAAAACGGGAGUUAGAAGAUUUCAUGAAGAAUUUUGAUGAAUGUUUAAAUGGUACAGAAAGAGAAAAUGAUAAUUCUCGGUAUGAAGCUGUAACAGAUAUUGCUCUCGAUUUAUCGGAUUUCCGCUUGUCUCAAAAUCAAAAUAAUUCAAUUGAAAAUAGUAUUGAAGAUAUAUCAAGUAGAAGUUCUUCACCUAUGGAUAUUACAUUACAAUCAAGUAUUUGUCAAAAUUCACUUGAUAUACUUGAAAAGUCACCAAAUUCAUGUAAUCGAUGUGAAUCUUCAAUUUCGGAAAUUAAUUUAUUCUAUUCUUUGCCGGAUUACCAAACAUUAAUUGAGGACAAAAUGAAAGAGAUUUUUGAAGAAUCUAACGUUACAACAGAAUUAGAUCUAACUGUAGCAAAGUGGCAUGCUUCUUUACAACCAAAAUUAUCAGAGGCUGAAAUCAGGCCAACAUUUCGAAUUCAUGAUUAUUCAUCUCGUAUAAUAGAAGCAUUACAAGCAUUAGACCAAAAAAAAAUUAAUUUUGAUAGUGUUGUUCAAGACAAACCUGCUUGUGAAGUAGCUAGAUACUUUUUAGCUUCAUUACAAUUGGCAAAUACUUACAAUGUAGAAAUAAGGAGGGAAAACAGUGAUAACAGUAUAGAAAUAACAUUGCUCAAUAAUGGAAAAAAUUAUAAGAAAGGUUAA